Molecule: messenger RNA, 5579 nt
Organism: Tribolium madens (black flour beetle)
Lineage: Eukaryota; Metazoa; Arthropoda; Insecta; Coleoptera; Tenebrionidae
Product: zinc finger protein castor homolog 1-like
Exons: 15
Coding region: 240-4736 (1498 amino acids)
Biological process (GO): positive regulation of transcription by RNA polymerase II; regulation of neuron differentiation
Cellular component (GO): nucleus
Molecular function (GO): RNA polymerase II transcription regulatory region sequence-specific DNA binding; DNA-binding transcription factor activity, RNA polymerase II-specific
Source: RefSeq, a predicted model, not a curated record
GCUUCAGUCGCGCUCCGUGACUUCAGCAGGGAAGUACGGGCCUUUGGUCGUAUGACACCCCUUUUUUUUCAGUUUUGUGUUGACUGUAUUUUUUUCUUCGGACACUUUGUGCUUUAGUGUGACUCCCCCUGUGUAUGUCGGAUUUUUUUCUCUCUCGCUUGAGUUUGAUUUUUGGGUGAUGGUUGUGUGUGAUCAUGUAAUUGGCGGGCCCUAAGGAGUGAAGUUCAAGGGAUGUCUGGAUGUUGGCUACAAUGGCUACAGUUACUUCCGGCCUUCUCUCUCCAAAUUCGUAUGGCCUAAAUCCAGACCAAGUGGCGGCCAAAAUGACCGCCGAAAACGACACCUACGACCGGUACCACACUAGCCAGGUCUUCAGCAAUUCCGCGGCCAAUUCGAGCGACUCCGAACCGGAAACCUAUCCGACCAGUUCGCCGAAAGCUUCCGAUCAACCAAAACGCAACAAAAGGAAGAAUUUUAAACCGCGAUGUUCGAAUGUUUCGUAUCCGGAGACGCCGGAAACCGCCCUCAAUUUGGGCGAAUUUGCCACCAAUGAUAAUAUUAAUAACAAUGUUAGACGAAGGAAGACGCUGGCGACGAGGAGGGUCGUCGUUGAUGCCAAAUACUCGCCAAUGGAUUUGAGCAAAACGAACGAUAGCGAAAAUUCGAAUAAUAGCGAUACGGAUGAGUAUAAUGACGACGAAGCGGAGAGUAAAAUUCCGUCGAGUUUUUCGAUACAUACAUUGGCAAAACCGCACGUUUCGGAAGCCGGAGGACAGCAUCAGGGACAGAUUAGUGACAUGAGGGAGUACGCGAUGAAUACGAUGAGGGAACUGUUGGGGAUUUAUGGACUUACGUCGGAAGUCGCCGAGAGCAUAUCGAGGCAGCUGCCCAUCGCGGCCUUCAGCACCGGUAAAAUCUUUGAGAAUUUUACGCUGAAUCCGAUGAAAAUGGAUGUGGGUGAGCCGCCGAGUCAACCACCGACCCCUCCAAGCACGCCACUGUCGCCCAAAUCGACGACGGGGGAUCAUUCAGCCAAAUAUACCUCAACGAACAUCCCCAACAUUCCUAAUCUCGUUAUAACGCACAAUUCUAGUCCGAACAUACCUCAAAAUUUCAGCACACAGCAGAAGACGCCACUCAAUUUGGGCGUCAAACCAAAAACCAUCACCUACGCCAAUGGAGACUACGGCGGCGGCGAGGAGAAGGUGGGAGGGGACACUAAGGGGGCGCAAGCAUCGCGGGGAAUCUUUCCGUCGAAUAUUCUCCCGUUUGCACAACUCAAGACUGAUUCGACGAGUCCGCCGCCGUUUGAACAAAAUCCUCUCAAUGCCAUGAUGGCACAGUCUUUACAACCGACGUCUCGCGACGCCGUCCCGACGCCCAACCUCCUCCUCAACAAGCCCACCACCCAACUUGACUACUCCAAAUACGUGAAAAAAUUCUCUUCGUCCCUCGAAUGCGGAAGCUCCUACUGCAAGGACCUCAACUAUAGAGAGCAUUUCCACUGUUUGGACUGCAACUCGCGUGUUUUUAUCAAAAAAGAAGAAAUGAUUCGACAUUUUAAAUGGCAUAAGAAACGCGAUGAGUCCCUCCAACACGGUUUUAUGCGGUAUAGUCCUUUGGAUGAUUGCAGUGACCGUUUCGGGAAUUGUACACACAAUAAGAAGCAAACCCAUUAUCAUUGCAUCAAGGAAGGCUGUGAUAAAGUGUAUAUAUCGACGUCAGACGUCCAAAUGCAUGCGAAUUACCAUCGAAAGGAUUCGGCGAUUAUUCAAGAGGGGUUCCAGAGGUAUAGGGCGACGGAGGAGUGUGGGGCCUCAUAUUGCGCCUUCUUCGGACAAAGAACGACGCAUUUUCAUUGCCGGAGGACGGGGUGCAGGUUCACCUUCAAGAACAAAUCCGACAUGGAAAAGCACAAAUCGUACCACAUCAAAGACGAGCAGCUCUCCCGCGACGGCUUCAAAAAAUUCAUGAAGAACGAAGUAUGUCCUUUCGAAAAAUGUCGUUUCUCGAAAGUCUGCAACCACAUCCACUGUAUUCGCCCUCAAUGCAGCUACGUUUUGCACAGUUCCGGUCAACUCUUCUCCCACAAGCGAAAACACGAACGCAAAGACUCGGAAUUGGCCUACAGAAAGUACAAAUUGGCUCAAAGCAUGAUGAAGAGUCUCCAAGACGGCUCUUUAACCCCAUCUUUUGCACGCGACUACGAACAACAACUCGAAGGCUUAAAUCUCUCGAUGUUCAGCCAAAACAGUAGCACAUCAAACGUAUCGGAAACGCUCAGCGAACGCAAUUCGCCUGUGAGCUACAACGAAGAAAGCGAAUCAGCGAUUGAUUUAACAGCUGGUGAUUCAACUUUCGAAGAAACGAAUUGGAAUAGUGAAGAUUUCUGGAAGAAAUACUGCCAGUUUGUCAGUCAACAAGACAGUUGUAGCGAAAAAUGCGAUUUUAACUAUUCGGAUCACUAUCAUUGUGUUGUGGAAAACUGUGAGAUGGUUUUUAAUGCGAAAGAUGGGGUGCGUGAACAUGCACGCAAUCAUGAACAACAAGAAAUCGUCACAGAGAAUUACUACACAAGUGGGGGCUGCGAUGAUGGUUGUAUUUACCAGGACAAGGAGAAACACUACCAUUGCAAUUGGGAUAACUGUCGAGAAGUGAUUUUACCAAGUGAUAAGCCCUUUAGACGAUUGGAACAUUACAAAAUGCACGAGUAUUCAAGAAAAUUAAGCUUGACGAAAGACCCAUUGACCAUGACCCAUCUAGCCACUUCCAUUGACGGCAUGUUUUGCAGGAAGAGGGGUAGGCCGCCUAAAAAUCGGGUCAUUGAAGUAUGGAACGACUAUUCACCAGUGGGAAGCCAAAGUUUGUUGGACUCCCCCCAGGCCAUUUUCACGAGUUUCAAGCUCCCGAAACCGUCCGCUACUCCUUGUAACAGCAAAGAGGCGGAACAACAAGACUCGAGUGAUGACCGUUCGAGCACCCCCAGCCCCAAUAUGCAAGACUUCGGUCUUCAAGGUUUCGAUAUUUUCAAAGAAAACACCAAAUGCACCGACAGUUUGUGUCCUUACUUGGGUUCUACUCAUUUUCAUUGCAACCAAAAUCGUUGUCUUUAUGUGACUGACAAAGAGGACGUUUUGAUAAUGCACAGUAAGGAUUUCCACGACAAUGUUGAAAUCCUUGAUGGUUUUGAAUUUUACGACCGAAACAUUGAUUGUCGUCUAUCUGAUUGUCCGAGUAACAAAAUUAAUCGACAUUUUCAUUGCACACGCCCGAAUUGCAACUAUUCGUUUGUGCAAUAUUCAACUAUGGCCCAACAUAAUCAGAAACAUGUCGACGACGAAGCGACGAGUGUUGAAAUUAAAACGGAAAUGUGUGAAAAUUCCGACUCGAAAGCGAUGAAUCUCAGUCAGAAUUCAGAAAAUAAAGUUUCAGUGGUGAAGGCUUCAGGAACUUUCUUUCCUCUUUCUACAUUGCCAACUGAACGAAAGUCACCAGAAAUUUCUAAAAUGUUACCAACAGAUGAAAAUUUUACAGAAACCUGUAAUCAAGACACCGGAAACGGCAGUAGUACCCUCUACGGCCCGGAAUUGAGUUGUUCACGACCGUUUUGUAAGCUGAAACGCAAGUACCACUACCAUUGCAAUGCUUGCAACCAGGCUUUUUCCGAAAUGGACCGUCUGGUCGUCCACGUGGCCAAACACAGCACCGGUGCUUUGAAUAGUCAACACCAAGAAGACAACAACAACCAACAAACACCCUCUACAUCAACUCCUAACAAAACCGAAGUGAAAAUCAAUGUAGCCCCUUUACAAAGUCUCCAAAACCCAGUAAUGGUCAAACCCGAGCAUGAAACACCUUACUUGACCCCAACUUUUGACGCUUACAACCACUUUUCAAAUUUCCCGGCGAAUUUGGCCACUCAAUUUGCCCUAAUGUCACAACAACAGAGCAUGCAAAAUGCCUUCCUGCCUCAAGGAUUGUACCAAAACGCGGGGAUUCCCACUCAAUUGAUGUUCCAACACUCGCAAUUGAUGCAAAGCCCGUUAUUAGGGGGACCCCAACACGGCUACCAAAGUGACAACAUGACAAGUCCGUUGGCAGCAAUGGCGGCCAAUUUGAAUAAAAGGGCACUGAGCCCUCAUCAUGAAAUCACACCCGAACAAAAAAAAGCUAGAAUACAAAACUCGAUGAGGAUUCUAAAGGACGAACCCGUACCGGAGGGGUAUUUACGGUUCAGGUUUAAUGAGGAUUGUCAGUACCAACAUUGCGGAUAUAGAGAACACCAAACACACUUCCAUUGUCAAAGACAGGACUGUGGGUAUAGUUUUUGCGACAAAACGAGAUUUGUGCAACAUACAGCGAGACAUGAACGCUUGGAUACGCUCAUGGGGGGCGAUUUCCAACAGUAUAGAGCUAAUGUCGCUUGUGGAAGGGGCGACUGCGCCUACACCAACAAUUUAGGUUCGACCCAGAACAAGGCAUCGCAUUUCCAUUGUCUCAAGUGCGAUUUUGUUUGCACCGACACCAACAAGGUGGUGGCACACCGACGUCAGCACCAGAAAUUGGAUUCGAUCCAGGCGGCCGGUUUCGAGAAGUUUACCCCCAGUCAACAUUGUCGUGUCCCCAAUUGUCAACACAGUGGGAAACAAACGCAUUAUCAUUGUCUUUCGUGUCAAUACGCCGUUCUUGGAUUGGCCCAAAUGUCCGCACACAAGUACCGACACCUCGAAGGUUGAUUAUUUUGCUCAACAAUUGUAAAUAUGUACAGACUCGCCUGUAUACAGUUUGUAAAUAGGGUACAAGAAGGAACUCACCUCGACUAUCAAAUACCGGGGCUGUCCCGAACCCGUCUAAUUUAUUUAUCGACUGAGUCGUCGUCUGACUGAAAGUCGGAGGAUUAUUAUUCUGUAUCGGAUUGUAGAAGUUUUCCAAGUAUUAUCGUAGGGAACAAUUGUAAAUUGGAAAAAGACAUAGUAUUUUUAGGUGUAGUUUAGAGGCCUUUUUUUCAUGGAAAAAUUCUAGAUUAGUGCCUUAGAAAAAAGACAUAUAAUUUUGGUGCCUUCUCGGGUACUUUGGGUAGAGAGACGAACAAAAUUCAGGUGUACCGAACAAUAAGCAAGUAAUUCAUUCCAUAAGUGCCAUAUUGUAACAAAUUAUUUAAAACAAGUAGAUUUUUGCAAAUUAACGCUAGGUAGGUUAACGAGGUGUCAUAUCUUAUAUCAUUUUUUUGCAUGCUCAAAACUUAUUUAUUUCACAUUUUUGUGAUUCCAAGUGAAUUUUUUGCCAUAUAGCUUCCCAACCAACCGACAAAUCGGUCCUUUUAUCUCUUCCUUUCUCUCCUUUUUUCGUUCAUAGCUAGUCUAUUCCUGCUUUAUCUGUUUCGUUUUUUCUCAAAUAUUAGCUAUACGUAUUAUACAAUCAUAAAAAUGAUUUUAAGCGUCGACUAUAGUCGAACUGUAUUUUAAUUGAGUUAAGCAAGUUAAUUCGUAUGUAUGAUUUUUGUAUGAGUGUAAUUAUGUUAUUUUCUGUGAUUGUAUGUGUUGUUUUUUUUAAAAAAAGAUCAGUAUUUAUAUCACAAA